AAAUAUUUUCAUGCGAACACGUCUCUCAUUAGUAUUGUGAAUAAUAUUCACCAUCAUGGAUGAACUUGGAUUGAAUGCGACAAAACCGUCGUUUUUGCAGUCAAAAUGGGACUCGUUACUUGAUGUUUUGGGCGAUGACCCAUUUAUGUUGUGGGUAGUUUACACGCAGAUGUUUUCCAUUGCUCUUUAUUGGCUCGGCAGUUCGUUCUACAUGUUCCUUGAUGUCACAAACAAGCCAUCAUUUCUGAGAAAAUACAAAACGCAACCCGGCAAAAAUGAACCUUUGGAACUCUCGAAACUUUGGAUUGUAUGUAAACAAGUGCUUUUUAAUCAAUUUAUCGUGACAGUUCCCGUAGCGUUAAUUGGCUUCGCUCUCGACAAGAAUUCAUUCACUUAUGAGCGUGCACGUCAUUUGCCUUCUAUCGAGAGAUUUUUGUUCGAAUUUGUCGUAAUUGAGCUCGUAUAUGAAAUUGGAUUCUACUAUACACAUCGGUUGGCGCAUCAUAAAAUGUUCUACAAAUGGGUUCAUAAGAAACAUCAUGAAUUUACAGCGCCUAUUGCUGUAUCAGCAGCUUAUUGUACGGGACUUGAGCAUUUUGUAUGUAACUUGUUGCCGAUCAUCAUAGGACCAACACUUGUAAAGGCAUCCCUCGCAAUGUCAUGGUUUACAAUUGCAAAUCGCACACUUGGAACUCUUAAUGUGCAUUCAGGAUACCAUUUUCCGUUCUUCACAAGUCCCGAAAUGCAUGAUUUCCAUCAUUUGAGCUUCAAUAACAACUAUGGGCAUUCCGGAUUGCUCGAUUGGUUACACGGAACUGAUUCUUUGUACAAAAGAUCAGUAGAAAGUAAGCGCGAUGGAAGAUUGUACACUUUGCAAUCAGCUCGGGAGAUUUUCCCAUCACAGCCAAAAGAAAAGACGAAGUAAAGUUGCGGUUAUAAUAAAGUUUUUUUUGCAGUUAAUUGAAUAUAAUUUGUUUUCAUUCAAAUAAUUUUUAAUAAAACGAGGGAAAAGUUACGAAU
This is a messenger RNA of Culicoides brevitarsis, 1020 nucleotides long. Its product is annotated as fatty acid hydroxylase domain-containing protein 2-like. Lineage: Eukaryota; Metazoa; Arthropoda; Insecta; Diptera; Ceratopogonidae. Gene Ontology annotation, molecular function: iron ion binding; C-4 methylsterol oxidase activity. The coding region runs from base 56 to 925 and encodes 289 amino acids. The record is from RefSeq and is a predicted model, not a curated record. Gene Ontology annotation, biological process: sterol biosynthetic process. Gene Ontology annotation, cellular component: endoplasmic reticulum membrane. The transcript has 2 exons.